Molecule: messenger RNA, 1551 nt
Organism: Miscanthus lutarioriparius
Lineage: Eukaryota; Viridiplantae; Streptophyta; Magnoliopsida; Poales; Poaceae
Source: the annotation of a GenBank genome assembly
AUGCAUGAUGUGUUGCUGAUGGAUCUAUCUAUUACUAUAGUGCCACAGAAGAACUCACGCUGCCAAGAAAGUGGUCAUUCUCAGGGUGGUGAAAUAUCCACAUAUUCAGGGCCAAACCUUCCUGAGGAUAUCUGGUGCCAUAUACACUCCCUAAUGCCACUGCGUGAUUCUGCCCGUUCUGCCUGUGUAUCUCGUAAAUUUUUAUGUUCUUGGAGAUGCCGCCCCAAUCUCACCUUCACUGAGGAAACACUAGGCUUGAAACAAAAUGCUUAUCGAAAGAGUGAUAGAACAAAGAAAUUCACUAGCAGAGUCGAUCACAUUCUGAAAAAUCACUCAGGCGUCAGCGUGAAGUCACUCAAGAUUGUAAUUGGUCACCAUCUUAAUGUGGACACUUGUCAUUUUAAUAGUUGGCUUCAGAAUUCUAUCACACCAGGGAUUGAAGAAGUCAUCCUUUUCCCACCUACAAAACAUAAGGCAGAGUACAACUUCCCUUGCUCACUUUUACUUGAUGGACGUGGAAACUCCAUUCGAUAUCUUUACAUCAACGAUUGUGCCUUCCGCCCCCCGGUUGGAUUUGAUUGCUUGAGGAGUCUGACAAAGCUGCAUCUGGAUCAUGUGCGUGUCACGGGGGAUGAAUUAGAGUGUCUUAUUUCUAGGUCUUUUGGUUUGGAGCAGUUGGAACUCCGCUCGUGCAUGGAGAUAAUCUGCCUGAAGAUACCAUUCUGGCUAGAUCGGCUCAGCUCGCUGACUGUGUCUUCAUGUGACAAGCUGCAAGUGAUUGAGAGCAGAGCUCCUAACCUCUCCACUGUUGAGUUGUACAUUGACCCAGUACAACUCUUACUUGGAGAAUCAUCACGAGUUAAGAACCUAAAUCUGGGCUUUUCACGGGAGGUCAACUGUGUCAGUUAUGCUAUUACCAAGCUUCCUUCAAUUGUGCCACAUCUUGAAACUCUUACCUUAUAUUCUGGUAGUGAGAGGGUUAACACACCAACGGUAGCAAACAAAUUCCUCCACCUCAAGUACUUGGAUAUUGGUCUUGCUGAUGAUGACGAUGAUGAGACUGCUUUCCGAGCUUAUGAUUAUUUGUCCUUGGUUUCGUUUCUGGAUGCUUCUCCUGUCUUGGAGACUUUCGUCUUGAGUGUGGAUCAGCUUGACAUGCAUCAUGAUUCAGUUUCUGGGGAUGUCGCCUCAUAUCUGAGGCAGAUUCCUGAACACAAGCAUGACAGGCUCAAGAAGGUGCAGAUCAAUGGCUUCUGCUCUGCAAAGAGCAUGGUUGAGUUAACAUGUCAUAUUCUCGAGAAUGCAUCAGCACUUGAAAAUCUUACACUGGACAGCAUAUUUUGUCAGCUGGAGGAUGCCGACGAUAUUGUUAGGUGCUCGGGUCGGAAAACUGGUGAGUGCUUUUCCAAAAGCAAGCAGAUGAUAGUGGAAGCACAUAAAGCACUCAAGGCCAUCGAAAGAUAUAUCUUGGAAAGAGUUCCAUCCACGGUUAAGUUAAAUAUUCGGGGGCCUUGUAUCCGGUGCCAUGCUAUAGAUGUCAAAUCACCGUGA